AUGACCACCAUCAUAGUCAGCUAUGCCUCAGAAAGGUUUGGCCUGACUGAGAAGGGUAAUAACAAGACCCCUUACACCAUGAACCGCAGGGCCAUGAAGAUUCAUCGACUGCGCCAGGAGCUUAGGAGCCUUAAGAAGCAGUUUAAGGAGGCUGAUGCGGAGGAGAAGCAAGCUUUAGAGGAACUGCAUAACAUCUUGCGGAAGAAGCUGAUUACCCUCCGAAGAGCAGAAUGGCACAGGAGGCGGGGAAGAGAGAGAGCCAGGAAACGUGCAGCUUUUAUUGCUGAUCCCUUUCGCUUUUCCAAACAAUUGCUUGGGGUUAAGCGAAGCGGCCAGUUGGAGUGCUCAGCAGAGGAGGUGAAUAACUUCCUUCAUGAGACCAUGAGUGACCCACUGAGGGAACAAGACUUGGGACCAAACAAAGCUCUCAUCAACCCUGCCCCACCAUCAGUAGAGUUCAAGUUGACAGAGCCAAGUUUGAAGGAGGUGUGUGAGGUCAUCAAGGCAGCCCGCUCAGCAUCCUCCCCAGGUCCCAGUGGCGUACCGUACCUUGUUUAUAAGCGCUGCCCAGAGCUCCUUCGCCACCUGUGGAAGAUCUUAAAGGUGAUAUGGCGGAGAGGGAGAGUCGCUGAUCAGUGGAGGUACGCAGAGGGAGUCUGGAUUCCCAAAGAAGAGGACUCGAAAAACAUAAACCAGUUUCGGAGCAUCUCGCUACUGAGCGUGGAGGGUAAGGUGUUUUUUAGCGUUGUCUCCCGGAGAUUGACCGAGUUUCUCCUUAGAAACAAUUAUAUUGAUCCAUCAGUUCAGAAGGGGGGGAUCCCAGGUGUCCCUGGUUGCCUAGAGCACACUGGUGUAGUUACACACCUUAUAAGAGAAGCCCAUGAGAACAGAGGCGACCUAGCUGUAUUGUGGCUGGACCUGACUAAUGCGUAUGGGUCGAUGCCACACAAAUUGGUUGAGCAUGCUUUACACCUCCACUAUGUCCCCAGCAAGAUCAAGGACCUGGUCCUGGACUAUUACAGCAAUUUCAGGCUUAGGGUCACUUCUGGGGCAGUUACUUCAGGCUGGCACCGCCUCGGGAAAGGUAUAAUAACAGGCUGCACCAUCUCAGUUACGCUCUUUGCCCUUGCAAUGAACAUGGUGGUAAAGGCUGCGGAGGUGGAGUGCAGAGGGCCACUAACAAGGUCAGGUGUUCGUCAGCCCCCUAUCAGAGCCUAUAUGGAUGACCUCACCAUUACAACAUCAUCAGUCCCAGGGUGUAGGUGGAUCUUGCAAGGUCUUGAGAGACUCAUCUCAUGGGCAAGGAUGAGUUUUAAACCGUCCAAGUCAAGAUCGAUGGUACUGAAGAAGGGCAAGGUGACAGACAAGUUCCGGUUCUCAAUCUCAGGAACCAUUAUUCCAUCCAUAACAGAACAACCAGUCAAGAGCUUGGGGAAACUCUUUGACUCCAGCCUGAAAGACUCUACUGCCAUUCAGAAGGCAAAUGAGGAGCUGGGAGCGUGGCUCAUUAAGGUGGAUAAGUCCGGCCUGCCUGGAAGAUUUAAAGCCUGGAUCUACCAGCAUUCCAUCCUGCCCCGAAUCCUGUGGCCCUUGCUUGUCUAUACAGUUCCAAUAACUACUGUGGAAUCCCUGGAAAGGAAGAUAAGUGGCUUUCUUCGUAAGUGGCUGGGACUUCCCCGCAGUCUCACCAGCGCUGCCUUGUAUGGGGCAAGCAACAGCUUGCAGUUACCCUUCAGUGGCCUCACAGAAGAGUUCAAGGUGGCUCGCACACGAGAAGCCCUACAGUACAGAGAUUCUAAAGACUGCAAGGUGGCAUCGGCAGGUAUUGAGGUAAGGACAGGAAGAAAGUGGAAGGCUGAGAAAGCAGUUGAGGUGGCAGAGUCACGCCUAAGGCAGAAAGCACUGGUGGGGGUCUUAGCAACAGGGGGAGCAGGCUUGGGGUACUUCUCAAAGGCCCAGGUCAGCAGGGCACAGGGAAAGGAGAGACACCAGCUACUCCAGGAAGAGGUCCGAGCAGGUGUGGAGGAGGAGCGAGUAAGUAGAGCUGUAGGCCUUAAGCAGCAGGGAGCAUGGACAAGGUGGGAGAGCACCUUGCAGCGCAAGGUCACCUGGGCAAACAUCAUGCAGGCAGACUUCCACCGGAUCCGAUUCCUAGUGCAGGCAGUAUACGACACUCUGCCAAGCCCAGCAAACCUCCAUCUGUGGGGGAAGAGCGAGACACCUGUCUGUCCCCUGUGCUCUGGAAGAGGGACCCUAGAACACCUCCUUAGCAGCUGCCCAAGGGCCCUGGCCGAUGGUCGGUAUCGUUGGCGGCACGACCAGGUGCUCAGAGUAGUUGCUGAAAAGAUUGCCUCAGGAAUCAGCACCAGCAAGCAUCAUCAUGCUCCGAGGAAGGCAAUUUCUUUCAUUAAGGCUGGAGAGAAACCCCAGGCGCGCCCACAUUUAACAACCGGCCUCCUCAACACAGCCUCUGAUUGGCAGCUACAGGCUGACCUGGGUAAGCAGCUAAAGUUCCCUCAGAACAUUGCAAAAACAUCCCUCCGGCCAGACAUGAUAAUUAUUUCUGAGGCCUCAAAACAGCUGAUCAUGCUGGAACUUACAGUGCCCUGGGAAGAGCGGAUCGAGGAGGCCAAUGAAAGGAAACGAGGAAAGUACCAGGAACUAGUGCAGGAGUGUAGGGGAAGGGGCUGGAAGACUUUCUAUGAGCCCAUAGAAGUGGGUUGUAGGGGCUUUGCAGCACGAUCACUCUGCAAAGUCCUAGGCCGGCUGGGCAUGGCUGGGGUAGCCAAGAAGAGGGCCAUCCAGGCUGUAAGUGAAGCGGCAGAGAAAGCCACAAGGUGGCUGUGGAUCAAGAGGGCUGAUCCGUGGGUAGCUACUGGUACGCAAGUCGGGGCCUGAUCACCCC
This is a messenger RNA of Oreochromis niloticus (Nile tilapia), 2905 nucleotides long. RefSeq lists its product as uncharacterized. The transcript has a single exon. The coding region runs from base 1 to 2898 and encodes 965 amino acids. NCBI's taxonomy places the organism in Eukaryota, Metazoa, Chordata, Actinopteri, Cichliformes, Cichlidae. The record is from RefSeq and is a predicted model, not a curated record.